CUCGCAUCCUUUAUUCUUUGGGCUGAUUCAAUAUUAUUCCACAUAAACAAAUUUCCUAGCAAUCAUAAGAUUAUUGUCGUUCUUAAAAUUGUAGUGGUUUAGUACUUAGUUGGUAUUUCGUGCGCAAAGAUUAGUGAAGAAAGACUGAUUCAGAUAAAGACAAGUGUAUUAGUGGUUUGUACAGUGUAAUGUGCUAAGUUGUCGGAGUUGUGUGCGGUGUGUGGUGGCGGUGAGGUAGCAACGCAUGCAGGGGCGCGCGGACGCAACCGCGGGCGGGCUCCGCACACACCCGCGCGCCCUGCCGCCCGUGCUGCCGCCUCCGCCGCAGUUCGCCUCUGAACAGGACGAGAUGCCGCCCAAUCAGAUCGCUCAGGUGAUCGCGCUGAUAUGCGGGCUGUUGGUGGUGGUGUUGAUGGUGCUAGGAUUGGCGUCGGCUGAUUGGCUGAUGGCGGCGGGCUGGCGACAGGGGCUGUUUAUGCACUGCAUAGACCCUGACGCGCCUACCCCUCUCCCCUUCGACAUCACCGCGCAGCCCGGUUGCUACGCCGCGAGACCCGCGUCUUACAUUAAGGCCGCGGCGGGUCUGUGUGUGGCGACGCUGGCGGCGGACGUGUGCGGCGCGCUGCUGACGGGGCUGGGGCUGCGCUCCGCCGACCACCGCACUAAGUUCCGCUACUACCGGUUCGCCGUCCUCGCCAUGGCGCUUGCACUGAUGUGCAUUUUAAUAGCGCUGGUCAUCUACCCGGUCUGUUUUGCCGCUGAAUUAAAUUUAGGCAACAGAUCAGUGUGGGAGUUCGGGUGGGCAUACGGCGUGGGAUGGGGCGCCGCCAUCUUCCUUUUCGGCGCCGUGGUGCUGCUGCUCUGCGACAAGGAGAGCGAGGAGCUCUACUACAAGGAGCGGAAAGUGGUGUCGGGGUCGAGCGGGCAGCGCCCCUAGGGCCGCGGGCGCCUGCCCGACCUCGUGCCGUGAGGCCACUGAGCGCCCCGGCCCGCAUUCACACGCGACACUCUUCUACGUCUGACCUCACACGCACAAUGCGACAGCUUUUACUUUAUUAUCGCUCUUCUCGUUUACACUCUUUUGUUUUGAUUUCAGCCGGUUACAUUUUUUAAAAUUCCAAUCGAUCGAAUCAAAAUUCGAGUAUCGAUAGAGAAUACUUUUUGAUUAUUCGACGCGUGCUCAUAUAAAAAACCUUCGAUUUUGCUCUUAACUUUUAAUUUCUAACGUACAAAUUUUCAAACUUCACGACGUCGUGAAGUAUUUUUCGGCACAAACAUUUUAUAACAUGACUGAUCUCCGUGUUCGCGACGAGACGUUGAUAUUGGAUGCGGAAUAAAAUCGAUUAAAAAUUAUUGAAAUAGGUUCGUUAUUUCAUGGAAAGCAACGUCUCAGUCAGAGCCAUAUUGUUAAUGAUUUAAAUUAGGUUUUAAGUUAAUUUAGGCUAUUUAAUUUAGUAUGUACUAUAUAAUUUAGGCAUCGAUCCUAUAGGCGCGAGUCGCUAUCGUAGCGGGCGGAACACAUUCAAUUUUUAAUCUGUACUACAGAUUCGAAUAUAGAACGGAAUCGUAUAUAUAUUUUCGUACCUCGAAUGUAACCGUUCCAAAGAGCGUCGUUUUAAUUUAUUCGCUUUAUUUAUUGAGUUACUAGUAGUAUCGUGUCGUGGAGUGUGACGUAGCUGGGUCCGCGCGGCGGUGGGGGAGGGAGGGCGGCCGGUCGGGCAGGCGACAGGACUCCAGCAGGUGUACAGAGUACAUAGUGUAGUGCAGUGCGCGUGCGCGAGGCUGACAUUCCGCGGCGGCACGACCGUCAGGCUAUGACUAUUGAGAUAUUUAAAGGAAUUAAAUGUAUGUUUCAAAGUUACCUUUUAGUGCGGUAUACUCGCUAUUGUGUAAAAUCUAUUUUAUUAAUGUUUAUACAUAGUAUUCCUCUGUAUACCGUGCUUGAAUAUGGAAAUUAUUUUUCACCUUUGCAGUGAUAUUUUAGAAUCUCAUUCCAUUUAUUAAUUUACGAAAAUGACUGUAAUAUGAUUGUAACUUUUUUGGAAUUGAAAAUUAUUUAAAAAUAAACUUGAUAUUUUCUUAAUAUUUAUCUUUGAAGUGAAACAAUGUAUUAUUAUCGUAUAAACAAGUGUUGAUCAACAGUAAUGUUUAAUAUAAGUGUAAUCUUAAUGUUAUAAAUUAUGAAAGUAAUUGUUUAAGAUCAUUAUUAGAACAUUAUAUUUUCAGUUUAUAACACCACAUACAUUAAUUAAUCAAAUAAAAUAAUUGUAGCAUUGUGUCCAUUCUUUUAUCAGUUGGUUAUGGCUUUAAUUUCUAAAUUAUGGUUUAUCGUUGUGAUAACUAUAAACAUUGGAAAGUAUAUUAAAUACAUAUACUUUAUUAUAUUAUAUUUAGAGUAUUUAGUAUACAUACAUAUAUUGUAUUUUUUUUAUAAACUAAAAAUAUAAAAUGUUGGGUUCAAAGUAUGGAGCUUAACGCCUGUUCACGUACACGCCUGUUGGAAUUUGUCAAUUGAGCGUUUUGAUAUCGUGUAAGUAUUUAGGGCUACAUCGUGUGACUUUAUUUACUGUUAAGUGCAUGAACUAGUAGAUAUUAAUUUAUUCCAGGUGAAUAAAUUUACUAUAAUAAGUCUGUAUAAAGGUCUGCACAUAUCGGACGCGUUAAAGUCUCUUGUACUGUUUCUUAUAGUAUAUGUGUAAGAAAUUCGGCAGCUACUCUGCAUACCACGUCCGAUAUGUAUUAGAGAGGAAUAACACCAUUUGUAUUCGAAGGUAAAUAUUGGCUGCAUAUUAAAUAAGGGCCGCCAA
Molecule: messenger RNA, 2807 nt
Organism: Plodia interpunctella (Indianmeal moth)
Lineage: Eukaryota; Metazoa; Arthropoda; Insecta; Lepidoptera; Pyralidae
Exons: 7
Coding region: 245-937 (230 amino acids)
Biological process (GO): cell-cell adhesion
Cellular component (GO): cell-cell junction; membrane
Source: RefSeq, a predicted model, not a curated record